AAUGAGUGGGCUGAUGCCCCGAGAAGGUCGGGCGCAUGCGCAGUGCUCGGAUUUUGCUUGGCUACCCGGAGUGAAGCGGCCAGGUUGGGCGAUUAACAGGCCGUGGUUAGGGCGGACGGAGAAGGGGCGUUCGCUCUUCUGGGACUUUUCAUGCCUCGUAUUUUUUUCAGAUGUGGCUUGGUCUGGGCGCAACGUCCCAGCAGCCAGCUUAAGCUUACUCUUCUGUGAAAGGGGAAAGUAUCCCCUGUGGAAAGCGGUUAAACUUGUGGAGGGGGUGCGGGACGUGAGUUCUUCCCCAUGCCAGGCGAAUGGUGUGGCCUUGAGCUGGUCCAGGAGCCGGCUCGACGUGUCUGAGGGAGGCCCCGGAGGGGGCGGGGAGGUGGCCCACAGAACGCGGGUUCUGUAAAGAGACGUUGGGAAGAUUCGAUUCCGAGAAGAGGAAGAACCGGAUUGAAAGAGAGCCAGGCCGCUGAGGGGGAGGGGGCUGCCAAGAUGGCGUCGGCCUCCUCCGGGCCGUCGUCUUCGGUCGGUUUUUCAUCCUUUGAUCCCGCGGUCCCUUCCUGUACCUCGUCCUCAGCAUCUGGAAUCAAGAGACCCAUGGCAUCUGAGGUGCCUUAUGCCUCUGGCAUGCCCAUCAAGAAAAUAGGCCAUAGAAGUGUUGAUUCCUCAGGAGAGACAACAUAUAAAAAGACAACCUCAUCAGCCUUGAAAGGUGCCAUCCAGUUAGGCAUUACCCACACUGUGGGGAGCCUGAGUACCAAACCAGAGCGUGAUGUCCUCAUGCAAGAUUUCUACGUGGUUGAGAGUAUCUUCUUUCCCAGCGAAGGGAGCAACCUGACCCCUGCUCAUCACUACAAUGACUUUCGUUUCAAGACCUAUGCACCUGUUGCCUUCCGCUACUUCCGGGAGCUAUUUGGUAUCCGGCCCGAUGAUUACUUGUAUUCCCUCUGCAGUGAGCCGCUGAUUGAACUCUGUAGCUCUGGAGCUAGUGGUUCCCUAUUCUAUGUGUCCAGCGACGAUGAGUUCAUUAUUAAGACAGUCCAACAUAAAGAGGCGGAAUUUCUGCAGAAGCUGCUUCCAGGAUACUACAUGAACCUCAACCAGAACCCUCGGACUUUGCUGCCUAAAUUCUAUGGACUGUACUGUGUGCAGGCAGGUGGCAAGAACAUUCGGAUUGUGGUGAUGAACAAUCUUUUACCAAGAUCGGUAAAAAUGCAUAUCAAAUAUGACCUCAAAGGCUCAACCUACAAACGGCGGGCUUCCCAGAAAGAGCGAGAGAAGCCUCUUCCCACAUUUAAAGACCUAGACUUCUUACAAGACAUCCCUGAUGGUCUUUUUUUGGAUGCUGACAUGUACAACGCUCUCUGUAAGACCCUGCAGCGUGACUGUUUGGUGCUGCAGAGCUUCAAGAUAAUGGAUUAUAGCCUCUUGAUGUCAAUCCAUAAUAUAGAUCAUGCACAACGAGAGCCCUUAAGCAGUGAAACACAGUACUCAGUUGAUACUCGAAGACCGGCCCCCCAAAAGGCUCUGUAUUCCACAGCCAUGGAAUCCAUCCAGGGAGAGGCUCGACGGGGUGGUACCAUGGAGACUGAUGACCAUAUGGGUGGCAUCCCUGCCCGGAAUAGUAAAGGGGAAAGGCUUCUGCUUUAUAUUGGCAUCAUUGACAUUCUACAGUCUUACAGGUUUGUUAAGAAGUUGGAGCACUCUUGGAAAGCCCUGGUACAUGACGGAGACACUGUCUCAGUGCAUCGCCCAGGCUUCUACGCUGAACGGUUCCAGCGCUUCAUGUGCAACACAGUAUUUAAGAAGAUUCCCUUGAAGCCUUCUCCUUCCAAAAAGUUUCGGUCUGGCUCAUCUUUCUCUCGGCGAGCAGGCUCCAGUGGCAACUCCUGCAUUACUUACCAGCCAUCGGUCUCUGGGGAACACAAGGCACAAGUGACAACAAAGGCAGAAGUGGAGCCAGGCGUUCACCUUGGUCGUCCUGAUGUUUUACCUCAGACUCCACCUUUGGAGGAAAUCAGUGAGGGCUCGCCUAUUCCUGACCCCAGUUUCUCACCUCUAGUUGGAGAGACUUUGCAAAUGCUAACUACAAGUACAACCUUGGAAAAGCUUGAAGUUGCAGAGUCAGAGUUCACCCAUUAAGCGCAAAGCCUCAGAAGACCUGGAACAAGAUUCUGCCAUCUCUGUGAUCCCAAGAUGUCAGCCCUUGCCCCAGCAAUGCUGAAUUUUCUUCUACUUGGUCAUCAAAAAAGGAGUGUAAUAGAAGUGAGGGGAGCUGCUCCUCCAUCUUCUUCCUGAAGAAGAACCUUCUCUCCUUCCUCUUCCUCAUGAAUGGGCCUUAGUGCCUCAGAGAGUUGAGGACCGCAGCAUCCCCUCCACUCCAGAGUUGGGUGGUACGGAUUUUCAACUGGCCAACCCUUUGCCUCCACUAUUGAGUUUUUUUCAGACCCCCAUUCUUCAUGCUGGAAAUGGGAUUGCUGGACUUGGCAGCUUUCUUUCCCCUCGUCUUUGACCAGGAACCGGACUCUUAAUUUCCUCAGGACAGACUAGCUGGCACAUUAUCCCUACCUUAGUUCUUUCUCUCUGACUCCUGGAAGAAUACUCCUGUAAUCUCUGUAAAGGUUUUUGGGGGUAAGGGUGUUUAACCACCUCCCAGCUUUCUUCUUCUUUUUUUUUUUUUUUUCCUGAAAAAAGGAAAAAGCACACAGCACACAAUUUCAAGCCAUUUUCAGAUCAGAACUCCAGAAGUGUUGACAAGAUGCCUAUUCGUAGAGUUCCCUCAGAAGAGCCAUGGUGUUUAUGAAGAGAAGAGUAGUGAUUGCUCUGCCAGAAGCAGCUCCUCUUUAAACUCCUCCUCUCUUGAUGAAUUUCUUAAGGCUGAAGGAAUGAAGAGAGUGGGACAUGGGGUAAUCUUUAUCCCUUUUGUUAAAACAGGAGGCAGCCAUGGGCUGGGAGAUCAUAGCCCUUCCUAGGCAGAAUCCUGUUCACUGCCAGGCUAUAAUAAUUAUUACUAUUUUGCAAUUUGAAAUAUAUUCUGGUUGUUUUUCUAAAUGUGAAGACUUACCAAAUGAAUUUUAGAUCAUUCUCCAGAGGAGAUUUUUUUUGCUCUUCUCAUCUUUUCCAACAGUGUUCUUCUGUUUGUGGAGCUAAGGUAAAGAGGGGACACCUCUGUCUGUUUAACAGACAGUCCAUAUCUGUGAGGCCAGCAAAUAUUUUCUUAAACUCAUGGGGAGACAGCAGAUUCUUGCCUUGGUGAGGUCAUUGCUGUGCCAUAUGUCCUAUCCCCCUGUCUUCAUGCAGGGAAGUUGGAAAUGGGGGCUACAUAUGCCCUCUCCUCCCUGUCUACAAGAGUUGUGGUUUUCCAUCUGAUCCUUCCACUCUUGUCAGGGGAAGAAGGGGGCCUGGUAUCUCAGGCAGAUUGUUGAAUUCCUGUUCUAUCCCUUCUCUAUCCCACCCUGCCUUGAUAAUAUGUUAGCCGAUACCCCAAAUAACUGUCUAUAUUAGACACCCCCAGCCAGUUUCUGGCUGCCUGUCUUUGCUGCCAUGUUUUUUACAAGAAGGAAAGAAUUCUUGCUAUUUUUUUUUCAUAAUUUACUAUUUAUGAUGUAUUUAAGUGUUUUAUUAAGGACAGAGUUCUGUUAGGGGUGGGAGGGAAUAUUUGAGGGAGGGCUGGGUCUUAGGGAAAGGAAUGGGGAAGCAACAUUUUUAUUAAGUGUUACUAUUUGCCUCUACUUUGUAUUGUUCAGAAAUGGCAAAUACAAUAUAAAAGUGAUAUAUGGUUUUAAUGUAAUAAACUUUAAUCAGUUAUUUAGA
Molecule: messenger RNA, 3813 nt
Organism: Pan troglodytes (chimpanzee)
Lineage: Eukaryota; Metazoa; Chordata; Mammalia; Primates; Hominidae
Gene: PIP5K1A
Product: phosphatidylinositol-4-phosphate 5-kinase type 1 alpha
Exons: 15
Coding region: 493-2142 (549 amino acids)
Biological process (GO): phosphatidylinositol phosphate biosynthetic process
Cellular component (GO): plasma membrane
Molecular function (GO): 1-phosphatidylinositol-4-phosphate 5-kinase activity
Source: RefSeq, a predicted model, not a curated record